Diceros bicornis minor is the source of this 2067-nucleotide messenger RNA. Its product is annotated as histone-arginine methyltransferase CARM1-like. Bases 66 to 1457 code for a protein of 463 amino acids. The record is from RefSeq and is a predicted model, not a curated record. Lineage: Eukaryota; Metazoa; Chordata; Mammalia; Perissodactyla; Rhinocerotidae. The transcript has 13 exons. Gene Ontology annotation, molecular function: protein-arginine N-methyltransferase activity. Gene Ontology annotation, biological process: peptidyl-arginine methylation.
UCUCAGAGCGCCGUCAGCGCGGAGGCAGAGGAGGCGCUGGGGCUCCGGGACACAGUGUUCGCACCAUGGCUGCAGCCCCGGCCCCGGCCCGGGUCCCGGCGCGCCUGCAGUGCCGCGUGCAACUGCGCUUCGUGACCGAGGAGCAGCUCUGCGGCGCUGUGCCGCUCUCGCCCCCCCACCCGAAAUCUCUGCGGCUGGAGGUGCACCCGGCAGGGGAGGAGGCGGACGCGACGGUGACAGACGCGGAUGGUGUCUGUGUCUUUAAAUGCUUACUCAACAGAGACACCGAAUGUUGCCGUGUGGGGAAGGAGUCCAUCUUGAUUACUCUGGGGUACAAUAGUGCUUUGCUGAAGUUUGAGUCUCAUGCUGAAUUCAGCGCAUUUUCAAAUACCUUGAAAAGGUGCCAGAAUGAGAAAAAGGAGUGCUCGGUGUUCAGCCAGCGGACAGAAGAGGCGUCUGCCACACAAUAUUUCCAGUUUUAUGGCUGCAUUUCCCAGCAGCAGAACAUGAUGCAAGAUUUUGUGAGGACAGCUACUUACCACAGAGCCAUCCUCCAGAACCACAUUGACUUUAGAGACAAGAUUGUUCUGGAUGUGGGUUGUGGAUCAGGAAUACUGUCAUUUUUUGCUGUACAGGCCGGAGCUAGGAGAGUGUAUGCAGUUGAAGCCAGUUCAGUAGCACAAUAUGCUGAGAUGCUAGUGAAAAAUAACCACCUUUCAGACAAGAUCAUUGUUUUGCCAGGGAAAAUUGAAGAAAUCUCACUUCCCGAGGCUGUAGAUGUCAUCAUUUCCGAACCGAUGGGAUACAUGCUGUUCAAUGAAAGGAUGCUGGAGAGUUACCUUCAUUCAAAAAAAUGGCUGAAAGCAAAUGGACUGAUGUUCCCGACAUUCAGUGACAUCCAUUUGGCCCCCUUUUCUGAUGAACAGCUCUACGUGGAACACUACUCCAGAGCCAACUUUUGGUAUCAGGAGUGCUUCUAUGGGGUCAACCUGUCCAGUCUCCGGGGUGCUGCAGUGGACGAAUACUUCAGACAGCCCAUAGUGGACACAUUUGACAUUAGGAUUUUGAUGGCUCGGACAGUCAAGUACACAGUAAACUUUAUGGAUGCAGAAGAAGCAGAUCUCCACAGAGUAGAAAUCCCCUUUGUGUUUCAGAUGGCACAGUCUGGCCUCGUCCACGGCCUGGCCUUCUGGUUUGACGUGGCCUUUGUUGGAUCUCUGGUAACGGUUUGGCUGUCAACAGCCCCAACCGAGCCUCUGACUCACUGGUAUCAGGUGCGGUGCCUUCUUCAGACUCCUCUCUUUGCCAAGGAAGGAGAGACCCUCUCAGGGAGAGUGCUGUUUGUAGCCAAUAAACGACAGAGCUAUGACAUUCAGAUCGUGGCGCUGGUGAACCAGACGGGCUUCAGAUCUGGGAACAUCCUCGAUUUAAAGAAUCCUUUCUUUAGGUUUGCUUAGAAGAUAGUCACAAGCCAAUCAGUAAGUAAAAGGAAGGCCUGAGAAGUCCCUCGACAUCCAAGUUCAUAUUUCAUGUUCCAAAUAUGCAUUCUAAGUUUUACAAGGAUGUUUAGGUUUAUUUCAAUUUCUUUUUUUCUCCGUAACUCUAAAACGUGCAUUUUAUUAACAAGUCUAUUUUUUGGUGCUUCUUAGACUGGCUCUUUAUAGCUUUCUGCAUGUAGCUGAAGAACAAUUUUUUUUUGGUUUUUAUUUUUAUUAUUAUUUUAGUAAAGCCAACAGCAUUGCUUUCAUUUUUGAAGUAUUUAAAAAAGAAAUUUAACAAAACGCUACCUCAUGUUUGUAUGUAUGCACAUGUAUGACAUAAGAGCAUGUUAAGAGUGAUCUAUUUGCAAUUUUACUCUGUUUUCACAAAUAUUUUCAACAAAUCAAUAGCUAGUUCCUGGCUCAGCAAGGUGUUAAAGAAUUUUUGCCUUAUUCAUGUAAUGGAAUAAUAUGAUGUCAGGAAUGUUCUUCAUUGGCAAUAUCUGAUGACUCUGUAUGCAGUUAAGAAAAUAAAGAUGGAACCUUUGUCAGUUCUCUUAGGUUUACAAUAAAAAUGUACAGCGUGAGA